Rotaria sp. Silwood2 is the source of this 756-nucleotide messenger RNA. The record is from the annotation of a GenBank genome assembly. Lineage: Eukaryota; Metazoa; Rotifera; Eurotatoria; Philodinida; Philodinidae.
CGGAAAUUCGACAAUAUUGUCGAAUUGCCAGUGGAAUUUCGAAAAAUUUUGAAAUUACACUGGAAAAUGGACACUGUCGAAAUUCCGUUGGCGAAAUUCCGUCUCACCAUUACAUAUUUCUUUUUUUCUUUUUUAGUAAAAAUUUCCAAUUUAAUGCGUGUCUUAUGUUCCGAUGCAGUUCAAGAUCCAACAAAAAUCGAACAAUAUGUUCGAAAUCAAAUGGCGCAACGUAUUAAAACUCAUGAAGAAACCAAUGCUGCAAGAAAAUUAUCGGCUGAACAACGACGUGAAAAAAAAACUAAACGAACAACAGAAGAUACAACAAAUGGUGUACAUGCUUCUGUUUAUCGUGUUCUACUUUUAGAUGAUCCAGCUAAACGAUUUAAAAUUGAAACAAAUUGUAAACAAUUACAUAUGACUGGCUGCGUUGUUCUAUGCAAAGAUAUAAAUAUAAUUGUAGUUGAAGGAGGACCAAAACAACAAAAGAAAUUUCGUCGCUUAAUGCUUCAUCGAAUAAAAUGGAGUUCAUCAAGUAAAAAUCAUAUGGAAGAUGAUGGAAAUGAUGAACAAAAUAAAGAAAAAAAUAAAUGUGUACUUCUUUGGCAGGGUACAGUGAAAGAACGUUCAUUUGGUGAAAUUAAAUUUAAAUCAUGUCCAACAGAAAAUUUUGCACGAGAACAUUUUCGUCGUCAUGGUGUUGAACAUUAUUGGGAUAUUGGACACAACGAUUCAGUACUAGAUGCAUCUACUGAUUAG